AUGAACCAUGCUCUUUGUGGAAGACCAUGGAUUUUAUCUGGGCAAACUUUGGUGGUUCAAAAGUGGAGGCCAGAUUUUGAUCCUAUGAUUGCGAAUAUUGGCAAAAUGGCUCUAUGUGUACGAAUUUGUGGGUUACCUGUUAAAUUAUUCAAAAACUAUACUAUUGCUGCCAUUGGUAAGAUUUUUGGGACUGUUGUUAAGGUUGAUCAGGUAACAAUUGGUCAAGCUAGGGGCAAAUUUGCUCAUGUGUGUAUCGAAGUGGAUCUGAGUAAACCAUUGAGGCCAUUUGUGGAAGUGGAAGGUGUUGCUUAUGGAGUUUUUUAUGAUGGUAUAUCUAUUAUUUGUUUUGAAUGUGGAUGUUAUGGUCACGUGAAAGACAAAUGUCCAUAUGUUCAUCAAGACAAUGGUUCUAAAGAUCAGAUUAAUGAAGCUGUCAUAAAUGAAAAUAUUAGUGUGCUGAAAGGGGAUAUGGGGUCUUGGAUGUUAAUGACAUACAAGAAUAAAAAGAAGGUUUCUACUGAAAAUGGUAGUACUAAGAAAGUUCAAAUAUCUGGUUCCAGGUUUAAUGUGCUUCAGGAUCAAAAUGGUGAUGAGCAUACUGAUAAUGGGGACUCUGCUACAGUUGACAAUUUCCAAGACAAGGCUUUGAAGAGUAUAGAAUUGAAGAUUAUUAGUGGCAAGGUUGUUGAAAAGAGUAAGGAUAAGCAGGUUAUGAAUGAGAAGACACAAAGGCUAAAAGCUAAAGUACCUACUAGGCUCUCAAUGAAGGAUGUAUCAAAUAAAGUUUCCGGAUCAUCUAGCAAUCGAUCUAAUGCUACUGUGAAGUAUCAAAGGAAGCAUAGAGCCAUUAAUUCUCUUGGAGUUACUAACCUUGAUCCUCAUGUCUCAUUUGUGGUUAGCCAGGAGAAGUGA
Messenger RNA from Rosa chinensis, 912 nucleotides. RefSeq lists its product as uncharacterized. Gene Ontology annotation, molecular function: zinc ion binding; nucleic acid binding. Bases 1 to 912 code for a protein of 303 amino acids. Lineage: Eukaryota; Viridiplantae; Streptophyta; Magnoliopsida; Rosales; Rosaceae. The record is from RefSeq and is a predicted model, not a curated record. The transcript has 3 exons.